AUGGCUUUCUUGUUGGUCUGGUGCGCAGUCGGGACUGCAAUCAUGACCAUUUUCCUGUCUCCAAUACUGCAGCAGGGUCCGGAUAACAUGAAGUUAUUGCGCAAGUUUACUCGGCCACUCAAACGUCUCUAUGGCAUCAGGAUUGCAGUGGAAGGCUCGGAGAACUUGAAUAUGAAGGGGCCGUACGUGAUCGUGUGCAACCACCAGACCUACCUUGACCUCUUUGGGAUGAUGGAGAUACUCCCAGAUCGCUGUGUGCCUGUUGCCAAAAAAGAGCUGAGGCAGAUGGGCCCGCUGGGCUAUGCCUGCUGGUUUAGUGGCAUGAUUUUCAUCGACCGCAGGAAGAAGGAUGAGGCCAGAGAGAUCUUAAGGCAGGCUGCACAGACCAUGCUGCGCGAGAAUAUGAGGAUCUGGGUUUAUCCAGAAGGUACCAGGAACAAGGGGAAAACGCUGUUGCCCUUCAAGCGGGGGGCAUUUCAUCUUGCGGUGCAGGCCCAGGUCCCCAUCGUUCCCGUUGUGAUCUCUUCUUAUCAGGACUUCUACUGCUCCAAGAAGAAGAAGUUCACUGCAGGGAAUCUUAAAAUCCGGAUUUUGCCCAAGGUAGAAACGCAAGACCUCGGUCCAGAGGACAUCCCAGCGCUUAUGGACAACGUUCGUGAAAGGAUGCAGGAUACUUAUAAUGAAAUCUGUGGGGAAAUGAGUGGGGGGAAAGAUGCCAGAAAGUGA
Molecule: messenger RNA, 726 nt
Organism: Euleptes europaea (tarantolino)
Lineage: Eukaryota; Metazoa; Chordata; Lepidosauria; Squamata; Sphaerodactylidae
Product: 1-acyl-sn-glycerol-3-phosphate acyltransferase alpha-like
Exons: 6
Coding region: 1-726 (241 amino acids)
Biological process (GO): phosphatidic acid biosynthetic process
Cellular component (GO): membrane; endoplasmic reticulum
Molecular function (GO): 1-acylglycerol-3-phosphate O-acyltransferase activity
Source: RefSeq, a predicted model, not a curated record